AUGCAAACGACGAAUCAAGGUAACGAUGAUGGCCAAGUCGAUUUUAUACCAUCUCCUACGUUUCAGGGAGCAAAACCGGGGUUUUACUUUGGAACCAGUGGCAAUGGCACUGGCUACUACCUCGAUCGGCUAGAUCAAGCACGAGAAGUAGUAGCCGGCAAGAAACGAAAACGUGCGGUCCGGAUCGCCGAAGAGCAGAAUGAAACCAAACUGAUUCCUAAUCUGCUGGAACAAGCGGAGAAGGAUGCUGCUGGAAGUACCGUCUUGGAGCUGACACCCAAAGGAAUCCAAUCCGCCACCAAAGCCUUGUCCAAGAUUGCCCAACAAAAUGCCAUGCAACGCGCUCAAUUUGCAAACGAACCGCGACAAUAUAUGAACAGCGAAUUGGCAUUGUACGAACAAUUGACAGCAUUACAGGCCGUCGCUGCCAACAUACAUUUAUAUCAGCAUCUAAUCGACAACCAAGCUCUGAUAGAAACCUUGACCGAGUUAUUGGGUCACGACAACUCGGACGUUUCAGCGGCAACAGUGGGUCUCUUUUUAGAAUGGAUUGAUCCUUCUUUACUGUCAUCCACCGACGUUUCCAUGGUUACUAUAUUUCCAGUCAUGAAAGCUCUGGCAUCCCAAGUCCUUCAUGAAGCAUGGGAAGCCAUUGCUGCGAACCUGUCCAAAUCUAGGCAAAGCGAAGAAGAAGAAGAUGAUCCAAACAAUGCCAGUGCUGACAAUGACGAUAAGGAGUCAUCCCUUGAUGGAGUACAGAAUUCUCUUUCGCUCAUGGAAAAUUUGUUGGAAUUGGACUUGAUGUUUCCGAAGGGUCUUCUUGGGACGGAGGAGGAGGAGAAUGAUGAUGAUGAUGAUGACAAAGAUAAGGAGGCUACUAGUAGCCUUUCGGCUGCCGCCUACAUGGUAAAGCAUUCCAACAUACUUUCGUGGCUCUUCCAUCACCUUGAUACGAAAGAAUCCUCUAUCGAACUCAAGGCGAGAUGUGUUGAGAUUUUGUCGUUGUUGUCGCAAAAGGAAGAUAUCUUUACCAUUCAUCCAGAUUGGACGCAAAUCCCAUUGUUGACAGAAGCAGAAGGAGAAAGUCAAUCAUCAUCCAAAAGUGCUGCUAGUACUAAAAAGACCAUCAAUGGCAUUGAGGUGUUACUUCAAACGAUUGGUAAACACAGAAAGAAGCAACCGGAAAGCGAUCAACAGGUGGAAAUCUUGGAGAACACUUGUGCUCUAUUGAGUUCCUGUAUUUCCUUUUCCACUCUGAAUUUAGAAGGUUUCCUCGAAGGUCAAGGCAUCGAACUGGUACUGCGUUGCUUGAAGGAGCGAGUCCAUGCGGGUGGAUCGUCCUUGAAAUUGCUGGAUUUUUUUGGUACCUUGCCCAUCCACAAAAAGGCCUGCGAAUCCUUGAUCAAGGCGGGUGGAUUGAAAUACCUCUUUCCCUUGCUACUGGGUACCCGCAUACCGAAUCCAACGGAUGCAAAAGUCGGUACUACAACACUAUCGGUCAAGGCCAAGAAAGAGUGGUAUCAGUCCAUCCAAACCCAAGUCAUUCGAAUAUUGUAUUCGAUCAGUCGGUAUAUUGAUGACGACUCUCCCGAGGAUGCCAAGGUUCGAUUUGUCUCGAAAUUUGCAGCCGACGAGCGAAAAUGCGAUCGUCUCGUGGAACUAUUGUUGCACUAUGAUCAAAAGAUGCGGACGGCCGAAUACAACUUUUAUCUGCAUUCUCCGGAUGAUGAAGAAGAAGAAGAAGAUCAAGAAUUUGUGCAAUUGGCGGCCAUGGAUGCCAAACUCCAAGGCGGUGGGGAAUUGUUCCAUCGGCUGGGAGCGACGACGGCCUUUGUGUGUUUGCAUUCCAAAAAAUGCCACGCCCGCAUCUUGGAACAACUCCAAUUGCAACGAUCGGGAAUGGGAUUGAUACUCAGCGCGUUGAACGAAUUCGCAUCCGUGUUGGGAGAGGGUACCCAAAAGGAUCAAAUACAGUCCCUGAAGGCAAAGCUAGUACACUAG
Cylindrotheca closterium is the source of this 2001-nucleotide messenger RNA. The record is from the annotation of a GenBank genome assembly. Lineage: Eukaryota; Bacillariophyta; Bacillariophyceae; Bacillariales; Bacillariaceae.